AUGGGAGCAGUGCAGGAAAUGCGCCUUUUAGUGGCUCAGAUAGUGCAGAAUGCAGGAGAGGGCCAUCCAGGGAGUGCAAUUGGAAUGGCACCUUUAUUUCACGUAUUGUACAGCAGGGUUUUAAAAAUAACAAAAUGUGAUCUUAAAUGGUCAGAACGAGAUAUUUUAGUGCUUUCUAAUGGGCAUUCAGUUGCUAUUCUGUAUGCUGCUUUAUUCUGCCGAGGGGUUUUGACAGAAAAAGAUUUAAAAGAAUACAGGCAGAUUGGGAGUAAAACGCCUGGCCAUCCAGAGUACUCACGAGAUAAUGCAAUAGAUGCAACUACUGGUCCACUUGGGCAGGGAGUAGCACAGGCCGUAGGAUAUGCGAUCUCGAUAAGUAAAAAACAGAAAAACAAUCGAGUAUUUUGCAUUCUAGGAGAUGGGUGCAUGCAGGAAGGAAUUUCGCAAGAAGCAUUUUCGCUUGCGGGGCAUUUGCAGCUGAAGAAUCUUUUUUUUGUUUUUGAUAGCAAUAAAAUCACGAUUGAUGGGGCAACUUCUUAUUCCACAUCUGAUGAUGCUAAAAAGCGGAUGGAAUCCAUGAAUUAUGAAGUGCUUGAGGUGGAUGCAGAGGAUACAGAAGGAAUAGAAGAAAUUCUCGGUAAACAAUACGGCAGGCCAGUGUUCUUAAUUAUGCACUCUGUGAUAGGGAAGGACACAUCUGUAGAAAACAACAGAAAAGCCCAUGGAUCUCCGUUAGGAGAAGCAGAGGUAGCAAAACUCCAGGAAAAGUACAAUUUAUGCGGAAAGUCAUUUUACAUCUCAGAAAGCACAAAAGAAAUCUACAGAAAACGAGAAGAAGAAGUGGCACAGGAAUACAUGCAGUGGAAGGAGAGACAAAUAGAUGAUUUGAAAAAUGCCAAUGCUGGCAGAACCUGCAAUGGUGUGGAAGAAGUCAAUAUGGAAGAUGAGAACAAGAAAACAAAUAAUAAAUACGAGAAAGAGUUUGUGCAAAUGUUAGAAAGCCAGAAUUAUGUUGAGAAGAAGAAACCAAAUAAAUCAACACGAGAAAUAUUUGGUGAUCUUGUUCCUGGCCUUCUAAAGAACCCAAACAUCCUUGGGGGAUCUGCAGAUCUAACAGAAUCCACUUGUCUAGGUGCAGCACUGACUAAAAAGCCUGAAAUCAUUGAAGGUGAUCAUAGUUGCCAAAUAGAUCCGAAAACAGAAAAAAACACUGAAGAGAAUCAGAAUUUCAUACACUUUGGUAUUAGAGAGCACGCAAUGUGUGGGAUUGUAUGCGGAAUUGCUUUGUUUGGUGAGCACAGGGCGUACUGCAGCACGUUCCUUAAUUUUCUAGCCUAUGGAUUUCCUGCUGUCCGCAUAGCUGCACUUUCUGAGGCACCUUCUGUGUAUAUUGCAACGCACGACUCAAUAGCUCUAGGCGGCGACGGCCCAACUCACCAGCCAGUGGAAAUGCUUGCUCUUCUUCGGGCAACACCUGGAUUGAUUACAUUUCGCCCAGCAUCUAGAUCAGAGGUAGAGGCAGCAGUUCUGUAUGCCUUUUAUCAAUCAGAGCGCCCAUGUGUCAUCAUUCUAUCCAGGCAAGGCAUUGAAGAAAUCCCAGAAAAAGGCAUUAGAAAGAAUAGCAAAGCACAAAAUACAGGAACCGAUAAUAAAUUAAAGACGGAUGUACAGGAAACAGAAGGCAUAGCAGAAAAUCAAAGUAUUUAUGAUAAUUCUGCACCAUUGAAGAAUACUUCUUAUAUUUCUAGAAUUACUUCAAUACUCCGAGGGGCGCACAUCAUUUCAGACUACUCCCCAGAUAAUUCAGCACAGAAGUUGCUUCUUCUAGCAACGGGCUCAGAAGUACCUCUGGCCCUGCGUGUAAAGCCCCUUCUGAAUAAUUACAAUGUAAGGGUAGUUUCUCUUCUCUCUUUUGAACUCUUUCAAGAACAGCCACAAGAAUAUGUAGAGGAUAUUUUAUUCUGUGAUAUAUCUGUGAGUAUAGAAGCCCUAAGUACAUUUGGCUGGGAUAAAUAUGCUCAAGUUCAAAUAGGAGUAGAUACAUUUGGAGCAAGUGGCCCAACAAGCGCAGUAUAUGAAUACUUUGGGUUUACACCAGAAAAAAUAACCGACAAAAUACACAAUGAAAUUAAGAAGAAACAACAAAAAGAAGACAGACAAAGAGAAAUAAGAUGGCUUCAAAGCAAAUAAUCUCAAUUGUCUCCAUAUCCAUCACGAAUUAAUCAGAGAAUGCGUAUUUAAAGAUUAUUUCUACUAAUUUAAUGAAUAAAUCAGUAACCCAU
Molecule: messenger RNA, 2282 nt
Organism: Nematocida parisii ERTm1
Lineage: Eukaryota; Fungi; Microsporidia
Product: transketolase
Exons: 1
Coding region: 1-2190 (729 amino acids)
Biological process (GO): pentose-phosphate shunt
Cellular component (GO): cytosol
Molecular function (GO): transketolase activity
Source: RefSeq, a predicted model, not a curated record